CGCUUCCUUUUCGCACACCGUGUUCAUUGUUCAAGUGCUGUUACGCAAAAGAAGAAGGCAAAAUAACAACAACAGCAAAAAAAAAACACACACACAUCACAGAUUGCAUCGGAACCGUACCAUCGAUCGCAAUUUGUCGAGUUAAAACACAACCAAAUCGCAGGUGGUUCGAAACCGGCGCAAACUGGAGUGGAAAUAAACGUCAACGAAAAACCGAUGCUGCCGAACGGUGAGCAAGAGCAAAUGAUCCUUCCUCAAUGAGAGCAGUUCCCGGAGCCGAGCAACUGAAGCAGGAGUUAUCACCAUGAGGACCCUCGAUCGACCCGCAGCCAGCCUGCUGUGGUCAACAUGCCUGUUGGCCUUGCACUUUACGAUACCAGCCACCGAUGCCGCCGAAUCCAGUUUGAUGAGCCACGUCGAAAAGCAGCGCUACGACGGAUGGUACAACAAUCUGGCCCAUCCGGACUGGGGCGCAGUCGAUAAUCACUUGACUAGGAAAGCCCCGUCGGCGUACUCGGACGGUGUAUAUGUGUUGGCCGGUGCCAAUAGGCCCUCGCCUCGCAAGCUCAGCAGACUGUUCAUGCGUGGCACAGAUGGUCUACCAUCGAUGGAAAACCGUACCGCUCUGCUGGCCUUCUUCGGUCAGGUGGUAACGAACGAGAUAGUGAUGGCGUCCGAAUCGGGCUGCCCGAUCGAGAUGCACCGUAUCGAGAUCGAGAAGUGUGACGAGAUGUACGAUCGGGAGUGCCGCGGUGAUCGAUACAUCCCGUUCCACCGGGCGGCCUACGACCGCAAUACGGGCCAGAGUCCUAAUGCGCCCCGCGAGCAAAUCAACCAGAUGACGGCAUGGAUCGAUGGAAGUUUCAUCUACAGCACGUCCGAGGCAUGGUUGAAUGCGAUGCGAUCGUUCCAGGACGGUGCACUGCUGACAGACAAGCAGGGUACGAUGCCGGUGAAGAAUACGAUGCGGGUCCCAUUGUUCAAUAAUCCCGUGCCGCAUGUGAUGCGAAUGCUCAGUCCGGAACGACUAUACUUACUGGGUGAUCCUAGAACAAAUCAAAAUCCAGCUCUACUCUCGUUCGCCAUUCUUUUCCUGCGUUGGCAUAAUGUGGUGGCCAAGCGAGUUCGGCGACAACAUCGGGACUGGAGUGAUGAAGAGAUUUUCCAACGGGCGCGCCGCGUCGUAAUCGCUAGUCUGCAAAACGUUAUCGCCUAUGAGUAUUUGCCAGCCUUCCUGGACAAGGAGAUAACACCGUACGAUGGCUAUAAGGCCGAUACUCAUCCAGGCGUAAGCCAUAUGUUCCAGGCCGCUGCAUUCCGAUUUGGACAUUCUUUGAUUCCACCCGGACUCUUUCGACGCGAUGGUCAAUGUAACUUCCGGCGCACUAAUAUGGACUUUCCGGCUCUGAGGCUUUGUUCUACGUGGUGGAAUUCUAACGACGUGCUAGACAACACGCCGGUGGAAGAGUUCAUUAUGGGCAUGGCAUCGCAGAUUGCCGAAAAGGAGGAUCCGCUGCUGUGCUCAGACGUGCGCGAUAAGUUGUUUGGUCCGAUGGAAUUUACACGGCGAGAUCUUGGUGCUCUGAAUAUUAUGCGCGGUCGUGACAAUGGGCUUCCCGAUUAUAACACGGCACGUGCAGCUUACCGGCUGCCCAAGAAGAAAAAUUGGCGAGACAUCAACCCACAGGUGUUUGAACAGCAGCCCGAACUGUUGGAGCUGUUGAUCAAAACUUACGAUAAUCAGCUGGACAACGUGGACGUCUAUGUUGGUGGCAUGUUGGAGUCCGAUGGAAGACCCGGUGAACUGUUCUCAGCUGUCAUAAUCGAUCAGUUUACCAGAAUUCGUGAUGCCGAUCGGUUCUGGUUCGAAAAUGAAGAUAAUGGCAUAUUCACCAAGGAAGAAAUAGCCGAAAUACGCAAGUUCACGCUUUGGGACAUCAUCGUGAACAGCACGGACAUUGAAGGAGAUGAAAUUCAGCGUGAUGUUUUCCAUUGGAAACAAGGUGAUCCCUGUCCGCAGCCGGAGCAACUAAACGCUACGUUAUUGGAACCCUGCAACUACCUCGAAGGAUACGAUUAUUUCUCCGGUUCGGAGCUAGCGUACAUCUACUCUUGUGUCUUUCUGGGUUUCGUACCCAUUCUAUGUGCCGGCGCCGGAUACUGCGUGAUCAAGCUCCAGAACAGUCGACGACGUAAACUAAAAAUUAAACAAGAAGCCAUGAAAAACACUGCCAACAGUAAAGUGUCCGUGGAGAAAAUGGUAGCUCGCGAGUGGUUACAUGCAAACCACAAACGGCUGGUCACGGUAAAGUUCGGACCGGAAGCGGCCAUCUACACCGUCGAUCGCAAGGGAGAGAAACUACGUACCUUCAACCUGAAGCACGUCGAUGUGGUGACGGUGGAACAAUCGCAAGAAAAUUAUAAAGCCAAGAAACCCUACAUUCUGCUCCGCGUGCCAAACGACCACGAUCUGGUGCUGGAACUCGAAUCAAACUCCGCCCGUCGGAAGUUUGUGAAAAAGUUGGAAGAUUUUCUUGUGCUGCACAAAAAAGCUAUGAACUUUGUGGAAUCGAACCGUGAUUUGAUGCUGGCCAAGGCCGAAACACGUGAGCGUCGUCAAAAGCGACUGGAGCACUUCUUCCGCGAGGCUUACGCACUGACGUUCGGUUUGCGGCCAGGAGAGCGACGCCGCCGUUCGGAUGCAUCGCUGGACGGUGAGGUUAUGACGGUGAUGCGUACCAGUUUGUCGAAGUCGGAGUUUGCAGCAGCGCUUGGGAUGAAACCCGACGAUAUGUUCGUCCGGAAGAUGUUCAAUAUCGUCGAUAAGGACAAAGAUGGAAGAAUAUCCUUCCAGGAAUUCUUGGAAACCGUAGUGCUGUUUUCGCGGGGAAAGACUGAUGAUAAGCUGAGGAUCAUUUUCGAUAUGUGUGACAACGAUCGAAACGGGGUGAUCGAUAAAGGAGAACUAAGUGAAAUGAUGCGUUCCUUGGUGGAGAUCGCCCGAACCACGAGCGUUACCGAUGAUCAAGUUAACGAACUGAUCGACGGCAUGUUCCAGGAUGUUGGUCUAGAGCACAAGAAUCAUCUAACGUAUGAAGAUUUCAAGCUUAUGAUGAAGGAGUACAAGGGAGACUUUGUUGCGAUUGGAUUGGACUGCAAAGGUGCUAAACAGAACUUCCUCGAUACAUCUACCAAUGUGGCUCGUAUGACCUCGUUCCACAUUGAACCGAUUUCGGAUUCACGACGUCACUGGAUGCAAGAAAAGUGGGACUGCUACACGACCUUUCUUGAGGAGAAUCGUCAAAACAUCUUCUACCUGUUCCUGUUCUACGUGAUCACCAUCGUAUUGUUUGUGGAGCGAUUCAUUCAUUACUCAUUUAUGGCGGAACACACCGAUCUGCGGCAUAUCAUGGGAGUUGGAAUUGCUAUAACACGAGGAUCUGCUGCUUCAUUGUCAUUUUGUUACUCUCUGUUAUUGCUCACGAUGUCGAGAAAUCUACUCACAAAGCUCAAGGAGUUCCCGAUCCAGCAGUACAUCCCGCUGGAUUCGCAUAUUCAAUUCCACAAAAUCGCUGCCUGUACUGCGCUGUUCUUUUCGCUCUUGCACACGGUGGGCCACAUCGUGAACUUCUACCACGUUUCCACACAAUCGAUCGAGAAUCUCAAAUGUCUCACGAAAGAGGUCCACUUCACGUCCGACUAUCGACCCGAUAUAACGUACUGGCUGUUUCAGACCGUUACUGGCGUUACCGGAGUAAUGCUGUUCGUUACGAUGUGCAUCAUAUUUGCCUUCGCUCAUCCAACCAUUCGCAAGAAGGCGUACAAGUUUUUCUGGAACGCACAUUCGCUGUACGUGGUGCUGUACGCAUUGUGUCUAGUGCACGGACUUGCACGUUUGACCGGUGCCCCUAGGUUCUGGUUGUUCUUUAUUGGGCCCGGCAUUGUGUACACGCUGGAUAAGAUCGUCUCGCUUCGCACGAAGUACAUGGCGCUGGAUGUUAUUGAAACCGAUCUAUUACCUUCGGACGUAAUCAAGAUUAGGUUCUACCGUCCGCCGAAUCUGAAGUAUCUUUCCGGCCAGUGGGUACGGCUAUCAUGCACAGAAAUAAAGCCCGAGGAAAUGCACAGCUUCACGCUCACAUCGGCACCGCACGAGAACUUCCUCAGCUGUCACAUCAAAGCGCAAGGCCCGUGGACAUGGAAGCUGCGCAACUACUUCGACCCGUGCAAUUACAACCCGGAUGAUCAGCCGAAGAUACGCAUCGAGGGACCGUUCGGCGGGGGCAAUCAGGAUUGGUACAAGUUCGAGGUCGCUGUGAUGGUCGGUGGCGGCAUCGGUGUGACGCCAUACGCUUCGAUUCUAAACGAUCUGGUAUUUGGUACCAGCACCAACCGGUACUCGGGAGUCGCCUGUAAGAAAGUGUACUUCCUGUGGAUCUGCCCGUCGCACAAGCACUUUGAAUGGUUUAUCGAUGUGUUGCGUGAUGUGGAGAAAAAGGAUGUUACGAACGUGCUGGAGAUCCACAUUUUCAUCACACAAUUCUUCCACAAGUUCGAUCUUCGAACUACCAUGCUGUACAUCUGCGAAAACCACUUCCAGCGUCUCUCGAAAACGUCCAUGUUCACCGGGCUUAAAGCGGUGAAUCACUUCGGACGUCCCGAUAUGUCGAGUUUUCUCAAAUUCGUACAAAAGAAACAUUCUUACGUUUCCAAGAUCGGAGUCUUCUCCUGUGGACCGCGGCCACUCACAAAGAGUGUUAUGUCGGCGUGCGAUGAAGUAAACAAGAGCCGCAAAUGGCCAUACUUCAUACAUCAUUUCGAAAACUUUGGCUAAGCGGUGCAAGAAGAAAAGUCCUCCCCGCACCGUCAUCGUUCCGUUCUCAUUCCAAUAGCAAUAAGCUAUCGUUUAACCAUCACUCACGUAUGCAUUCUCUUAUCGAUCAAAGAGGAGAUUCAUUUGCUCAUUGUAAUUUCGGAACCGAUAAGUGGUUUGUCGAUUAUUUUUAUAUUCUAGUUUUGAGUGUUUGUCUGCGUUUAUGAUUGUAUGUGAAGCUUUCGGUGGGCUGCAAAGAACAGUUACAGUAUUUACAAUAUUCCCGUUUGAUUACUGCCCCGCCAUCAAACGAAUCCGUGUUGUUCAUUUUAAUGUUAGCUGUGUAACGUCCCCUGAUCACUGCUUAAAUAAGCCUUUAAUUUAUUCCACUUCCCAAUGUCUUCCAAGCAUGAAACACAAAACAUAACCACGUGCAACUAUUCAAAUGUCUAUCCGGCUCACCGACAGCAGAAGUGUUGUCCACUAGAAGUUCCACAAACAUGUUAGUAAUAGGUAUCUCUACAAGCGUAUGCUGCAAACAGAUCGCAAUACAAGCAAUAUUCACACGGAUAACUACCAUUUCAUGAUGCGUGAUAUUACAUAUACGAAUAAUCGCAACUAUUGCUAGCAUAAGAAAAAGAUUGGGCUAGAUUCGGCUUCGGUUUCGCAGGUGGCUUCUACCAGUAACUGUUUCGAUAAGCGCAACGUUCUUACGCUGGUUUACGUUCAUUCUCACCAACUGCCAGAAAAUGUACCUUUUGCGUGUUUGUGCAGCUUGUCAAGUACAGUGUAGCCGUUUGGUGUUUAUGCCGUUUUAUUUUCAUCGAUAUGUAUGUUGCUCUUGCUCAAGCUCUUUUACGCUGGCCUUUACGGAGUAAGUCAUUGCCGUUCGUGGCGAAUAAGUUAGCAAACAAUGUAAAUAUGCAUUAAAAUCGUUGCUGUAUUUAUUAUACUGUGUACACUACCAAUAAAUAUAAGCAUCCCAACAAUA
This is a messenger RNA of Anopheles moucheti, 5804 nucleotides long. It is a transcript of the gene Duox, whose product is annotated as dual oxidase. The coding region runs from base 305 to 4834 and encodes 1509 amino acids. The record is from RefSeq and is a predicted model, not a curated record. Gene Ontology annotation, molecular function: peroxidase activity; heme binding; calcium ion binding. The transcript has 13 exons. Gene Ontology annotation, biological process: response to oxidative stress. Lineage: Eukaryota; Metazoa; Arthropoda; Insecta; Diptera; Culicidae.